UUUGUUGUUAAAUAAUUUUCGGUUAAUAAUAAAACAUGUGUUGACAUUAUGUUCAAAUGAAGUGCUGGUGUUAUUAAUAUUGUGACUUUUCACCAACUGACAAAAAAAAAAGAAGAAGGAAAUUCUCAAUUCGGAAGUUCGUAUUUUUUAGUGUUUAUUUGUGUAGGUAAGUAGAUCAAUUGGCUCUGAAAGGAAUUAAGAAGAAAUAAUGGUAGCUGCGAAAAGACUGAUUUUGUACAUUGGAAUACCGCUUGUAGCUCUACUGAUAGUGGUGGGAACUGCAGUGGGAUUAAUAUUUUAUUAUAAAGAUCCUGAAGCCGCUGCAACCAAUUCAAGAAAGAAACUAGUAAUCGACCAUGACGGUGGUGCGGACGAUGCCUUCGCCAUAACCAUGAGUUUGCUCAAUGAAAAAUACUUCUGCGGGCCAAACGUAGUCGCCUUGACAGCAACAUUCGGCAAUGUGAACAUAUCUCAGGCAGUAAUCAACAGCGACAGAAUACUAUCAUUAGUUGACAGACAAGAUGUACCAAUAUACAAAGGUGCUUCAAAAGCCGUGAUAGGCGGCAUAGAAUCUGACAACUUUUAUGGUUACGAUGGCCUGGGUGACGACGGCUAUAUGGCUGAGGGGCCCAUUGAUUAUGAGGACCAAUACGCUGCUGUGGCUCUUCUAGAGCUUUCGAAGAAAUAUGAAGGAGAUCUGAUCAUAAUUGCUGUUGGUCCUAUAACGAAUAUAGCGUUGGCGGCCCGGCUCGACCCUGAUUUUAUCGGCAGACUUCAUCAACUAUACGUUGGUGGUGGUCAUAUUUAUAGUGAAGCACACCCUAAGCCAGAAUUCAACGCCCACGUGGACCCUGAAGCUUACCGUAUCGUGGCUGACAGUGCUACACCUGACAAAGUGACUUUUGUACCGUUCUCACAAGUUUACGACACGCUGAAUAUAUCUCAAUCCUGGCGUGACGAUGUCUUAGGACAAAUUCCAACGCCAACAAUGAGAGCUCUGAACGGAUUUGAAAGGAUAUCAUCUCAAGGGCACACCGCCUGGACUCAGCUGGACCCAGCAGUAACUGCUGUGGCAUUGCAUGAAAUUGCUGAUGAAUACAGGAAUUCUAACUUCAGCAUUUUAUUAGAAGGUGAAAAACGAGCAAUCAACACAAACGACUUCUCCUCUGAACAUCCUAACGCAAGACUGAUGUAUGCAGCCAAUAAGGAUAGAUAUAAGAAGUUUUUAAUAGAUAUUUACUCCGCUGAGUUAUCGCCUUGAUUUGAUUAAAAAUAACGUAAUUUUUGUGUGACAAGUAAUAAAUAAUAUGCAGCCAUUCGAUGCUUGACGAAUUUGCAUUAAUGUUUUGUUCAUAAAGUUAAACUUGAUAGCGGCAAAGUUAUUUGUAGCCAACUAUCCUUUUAAAGCAUUUGUGCGUAAUCGUAUAAUGCGGUAUUAAAUAAUAAGCAUAAAAAAACCUUGGACCAUGUGGCACAUAUUUAACAAAACAUUCGAAUAUAUAUUUAUUUUCAAACAUUUUUAUAAUAAAACUGUUCGUUUUAAGGGUUAAAUCAAAGAGUAUCUACAAUCAAAUGCCUGAACUAAAGCAGCAUAUAUCAAUCAGGUUGAUUAGCAUAUUUUACAGUCAGUUAGGUUAUUUAGCGAUAAGCAUAAUGUUCAUAAUUAAGUAUAAAAUGUGUGUAUAAGUUUAUUUAUAAAUAACCAAAAUAC
Helicoverpa armigera (cotton bollworm) is the source of this 1711-nucleotide messenger RNA. RefSeq names its product nucleoside hydrolase. The coding region runs from base 209 to 1261 and encodes 350 amino acids. The transcript is spliced from 9 exons. The record is from RefSeq and is a predicted model, not a curated record. NCBI's taxonomy places the organism in Eukaryota, Metazoa, Arthropoda, Insecta, Lepidoptera, Noctuidae. Gene Ontology annotation, molecular function: hydrolase activity, hydrolyzing N-glycosyl compounds.